Messenger RNA from Paramisgurnus dabryanus, 821 nucleotides. NCBI's taxonomy places the organism in Eukaryota, Metazoa, Chordata, Actinopteri, Cypriniformes, Cobitidae. The record is from RefSeq and is a predicted model, not a curated record.
ACACAGCUGCCAAUCAGAAAAUUACAUAUGAGACGAGCUCAAAGCAAAGCUAUCAUAUAAAUAAGGAUUUUUACAACAUGCUUCCUGAGGAUUUUCCCUGGAGUGGACGUACUCUCAGUAACUGUGCUGUGGUUGGGAGUGGAGGGAUUCUGAAGAACAGUAGCUGUGGAAGAGAGAUCGACACUGCAGACUUUGUUAUCAGGUUUAACAUGGCUCCCGUUAAUGACAGUGAUGUUGGGCUAAAGACUGAUUUAGUUACCAUUAAUCCCACUCAGCUCUUACGCUACAAAAAUUUGAAGUCUAACCCAGGUCCAUUAGUGGAGCGUGUGAGUGUGUAUGGAAACUCCUUACUGAUCAUUUCAGCGUUUACAUAUUCACCCUACACUCGGCUAUCCGUCAAUGCGUUCAAAGUGCUCCAGCCAAUCAGACCCCAACAACAGAUGGUCUUCUUUUCCUCCAGUUACAUGAAGAACCUGGGUGAUUUCUGGAAGAGGCAGGGCCUGAAACCCAUUCGCCUCUCCAGCGGGUUCAGGUUAAUUAAUGUGGCACUAGAGCUGUGUGACCACGUGCACGUUUAUGGAUUUUGGCCAUUUGAUACCAAUCUGGAGCAGCAGGAACUUACACAUCACUAUUUCGACAAUGUAGGACCCAAACGUGGUGUUCACGCAAUGCCAAAAGAGUUUCUCAACUUACUGAAGCUUCACAGCCAGGGGGCGCUAACACUGCACCUACAGCCCUGCUUAUAACAGAGGUUCUCCUGUUGCUAUUUAAUGGUUGGUUGGUGAGGGGGGUAGCUGUGAAUGUUUUUGACCUUUGGUCUG